AUUCUCUCCGUGCGAAGGUGUGCUGGUGGUGUUGUGCUGUUUAUGUGUUCCUGACUAUCAAAGACUGGUUUUUGUUUCGCAACCUUGUCCUACAUUCGUGUUUUAUCCGUAAAUAGUGACUCAAUUAACGUAUCAAUCAACAUAAAAACGUGAAGAAAAUGCGAUCAGUUUGGAUAGUGAUCGCCAUUCUUGCUCUCAGCAUUAGCUGUGGAGAUGCAGCCAAGAAACGCAAGAAGUUUGAAGGAGACUUUGAGUUUGCAGAUGACGCGUUGGAUGGUGCCAAACGGGACGGCGAUAAGAAGACGUGGAUUUUCGAUCCUGAGAGUGAACUGUGCCAAGCUUUGAAAUGCCGUAAAGAAGAGCGGUGUCUUUUAGAGAACGAUUACACCGCCGUCUGCGUCAGCCGUGCAGAGAUAAAACGAAAUGGUGACGUGGUAAUCUCAAAGAGCGAUAGUCGCAGUAGCACGACCACCACUGCUCGUUCGCUGGACGACGAGGAUGAUGAUUACGAUAUCGACGAUGAUGAAGACGAUGAGGUCAUGGAUAUUGACGAUAAAGAUGCCAUCAAUUUGAAUGAGAACGAAGAGAACAACGUAGAUGACGACCUUGGUUUAGAGUUUUACGAUCUUGACGGAAGCGAUGACAAUGGCUCUCGAAAGGUGAAACAUACACCGACUAUCCCCCAGUCGGCUAUUCUCAAGAAAUGUUCACCAUGCCCCGUUAUCAAACCAUCUUACAUCUGCGCAACAGAUAAUGUCACGUACAGCUCCAUUUGCAAGAUGGAUUACGCUAACUGUAUGCACGACACCCUCGUCAAAGUGGCUUGCAAGGGAUUUUGCCCAUGUCCGACAGCCUCGCAACUAAAGAAAGAGAAGCAAGCUAUGCGCCUGUCCCAGUUUGAGAGCAAAUACAAGUCGACUAUUGAAAGCACGAAAGAGCCAUCCGCCGUCAAACCAAAAGUGAUCUUUGCUCCCGACGUGGCUAAAUUCAAAAAAGAACUCUUUGGCAAAAAGAAACCUAAAAAAAACGCCUCCAAUUCAUUGCUCGAUGCGUCCACUGAUAAGUUCAGAAAUCGCGGCUACAACGAUGUCCUGAUUGAGAAAAAGGAAACGCCCAUUUCAACUGUUAACACUGAAUGCAGCGAAAGUACUUUCAACACGAUGGGGAACCGACUAUUGGACUGGUUUUCUGUGUUGAUGGCUCAACCUGGACAGAAGAAACAUAUUAAAUCCAAAGCUCAUUUUUCAUCGGCUUGCGCCAAAGAAGUGGUCUGGAUGUUUGGAUAUUUGGACAGCAAUAAAGAUAACCAGCUUUCAAUGAGUGAGCUGUACGAUCUAGAGCAUAACGAGCGUGAGAGUUGCUUGAAACCUUUCUUGGAUAAAUGCGACGACAACCGCGAUAUCUUCUUGUCGAGUUCUGAGUGGUGCCGAUGCUUCAGUAAUGCCGAUCGUCCUUGCGUUGCUAUGCGGAGACGUUCCAAGCCCGGACUUCUGGGUGCAUACAUUCCUACCUGCGAUUCAGACGGUUUCUUUUUACCUACCCAAUGCCACACUGCUGUCGGUACCUGCUGGUGCGUGGAUAAACACGGUGUUGAGCAGAAUGGUUCGCGAGCUAGAGGCAAACCUGAUUGCGAACGAGUUUUGCAGAGGAAUGGCCUUAUGAAUUCAUUAGGUGACAAUGACGAAGACGACUCCGUCAAUCAACUUGACGACUCUGAUGAGAUGGAAGAAGGCAGCGGAGAUUAUUAAGUAGAAAUUUAGGACCCUUCUCGUUCCUUUUUUUUUCUUUGUUAAACCCUCACAUCUAAACAACUCUUAGCUUUGUGCGCGCAGCUUGUAAUAAGACUUCUUCUGAUUAGCUUAGACGACAUUUAAAAAAAAAAAGAAUGGAUUUGAAAGUACAGAUUCGAAUCUCAACUGAGGCAUUCCGCGUUCUCCCGACGACAAUAUUCGCCGUUGUUCACACAUCACCUCACGAAUUUUCGCCAUUGCCAAGAUCAAUCCGCCCUGAGAAACAAAUAUGCAAUACUCUUUGUAACCCGACAUGCUGCUGCCCGUCUCUGCCGAGUUAUUCCUAACUUCCGUAGCAUUCUAUUAUCUAGAGCAAUGAUUUUUCAAAAGUUUUUGAAUGUGUCUUGUGUGACAGUUGUUUUAAUUAACCAUGACGGCGUAACUAAUUCAAUACAAAUUGAAACGCCGAAA
Molecule: messenger RNA, 2201 nt
Organism: Daphnia pulicaria
Lineage: Eukaryota; Metazoa; Arthropoda; Branchiopoda; Diplostraca; Daphniidae
Gene: Cow
Product: proteoglycan Cow-like
Exons: 10
Coding region: 159-1748 (529 amino acids)
Biological process (GO): establishment of protein localization to extracellular region
Molecular function (GO): calcium ion binding; protein binding
Source: RefSeq, a predicted model, not a curated record